Molecule: messenger RNA, 1282 nt
Organism: Octopus sinensis (East Asian common octopus)
Lineage: Eukaryota; Metazoa; Mollusca; Cephalopoda; Octopoda; Octopodidae
Product: 39S ribosomal protein L39, mitochondrial
Exons: 10
Coding region: 77-1129 (350 amino acids)
Biological process (GO): threonyl-tRNA aminoacylation
Cellular component (GO): mitochondrion
Molecular function (GO): threonine-tRNA ligase activity; nucleotide binding
Source: RefSeq, a predicted model, not a curated record
AAUAUAUUAAGAGCGGCCUUAUUAUUAGAAGGAACGGUUUGUUAGGUGGCACCGGCAAGUGGCGUGCUAUACUUGCAUGUGUUCAAUGGCUGCUCUGUGUGUUAACAGACGACCUCUACGAUGGCUCUCUGCAUGGAGCAGUUUCUCUCGCUAUCAGACCUACUGCUCCCAAAAGAAGAGCCCAGCUGAGAUCCGGAAGAGACAAAAUGAAUUGUUUGAUGAGGAGAAGAAACGGCAGCUGUCUUUUUUCCAAAGGAUUGAGAAGAUCCGAGUGGAACAUGUGGGUGCUCCUGAAGAUUGUACCCUAAUCAUGAACAAGGGUCUGUCAACACCCUUUAAUUGUGCCAUGCACAUAACAGAGUUGUUAAUGAAGCGGUCAGUAGUGGCAUGUGUUAAUGGUCAGUUAUGGGACAUGCAUCGACCUCUUGUUGAAGACUGUCAACUCAGCUUCCUUCAUUUCAAACAGGACGACUGUCAUGAAGUCAACAGAGCAUUUUGGAGGUCCUGCUCUUUUAUACUGGGUUACGUUUUAAUGUCAGCAUUUAAAGAUGAGUGCCAUGUGGAGCUGUGCCGCUUUCCAUCCCCUAAUGUGAAAAGUGGCAGUUUUGUAUAUGAUGCUGACCUGAAUUUACCGAACUGGAAGCCAACGUUGAGAGAAUUAUAUGCCCUCAGCUCUAUUGGUUCUAAGCUCCAAUACCAGGAUUACAGGUUUGAACCUCUAACAGUCAACGAACAGACAGCAAGAGAAAUGUUUCAACACAACAGAUUCAAAUUGCAGCAGAUUCCCAGCAUUGCAUCUCAAUCAAGUUCCGGAGAUAGUAUAAACCUGUAUCGUGUUGGUGAUCAUAUUGAUAUCAGCCAAGGACCCAUGAUAUCCUCCACAGCCCAUCUGGGUAGAUUUUCACUUACAGCAAUACAUAAUAUUGAAUGUCCUGACUAUGGAAAAUUACAAAGAGUACAAGGGGUAGCGAUACCAAACCAGUUCUGGCUCCACCAAUGGACAUACAAUUUAUUGGAGAAACAGUCCCAGAAACUGAACUGGUGUACUUACCCAAAUGUACAGAAAAAGAUAGAAACAGAGAAAAGCCAACCAGAACCUGUACAGCAAGAAACCCAGAUGCUACCCUGAUGCCGAGCCUUGCUACACUGUACCCAAUGAUAUUCUUUUGUUAAUCCUGAACACCCAAACUGUACAGUGGUAAUCCUCCGACUCCACUCAAGAUAUUUCAGUUCAGUUUUGUAUUCUUUUGUAGAUAUUUUAAUAAAUUUAAUUUUGACAGUU